Zingiber officinale is the source of this 2091-nucleotide messenger RNA. RefSeq lists its product as uncharacterized. The transcript is spliced from 7 exons. The record is from RefSeq and is a predicted model, not a curated record. Lineage: Eukaryota; Viridiplantae; Streptophyta; Magnoliopsida; Zingiberales; Zingiberaceae. The coding region runs from base 1 to 2091 and encodes 696 amino acids.
AUGGGAAAAGGCGUUGAAAUAUGGAAAAUGAGAAAACGCGCUGCCUCCAUGAGAAAACGCGCUGCCUCAGGAAACUCGGGCCGAUCCAGCUCCUCAUUCACGAUUUCGCCGCUUCGUGCUCGAGCCCGUUCCGCCGUCUUCUCCGGUUCGUGCUCAUGUUCUUCGUCGUCUUCUCCUCCUCUUCGCUGCUUCCUGCUCCAGGCUUUUCCAAACCAAUCUGAGUUCGCCGAUUCAUGCCCACUUCGCUGUGACUCGGCCUCUUCGUUCCCUUGGCUAGCAUUGCUUAUCUACUUUAUAUCUAACAAUGCAUAUCACAAGUACCAUUGUCUAUUGCAACUCAAUCUCAGGGCCUUGUUUUCUCUACAUUGGGGCAUCAACUUACUAGAUGAAAAGGCUUUAAUAUUGGCAAUUUUUAGAGAUUACAUUAUGGGAGGGCAUAAUCCAAGUGUCGAAAUUGAGAAGUAUGAUUGGUCAAAGACAAAUGUUGCCAUGUUUGUCGAUAUCAUUUAUGAAAAAGUGAAGCACAAUAAGUUACAAACAUCUACCUUCACUAAUACGGUUUGGGAGGAGAUCAACAAAAAAUUAUAUCAGGUUACGAAUAAGAAUUAUGGUGUAGAAAGGCUCAAAGGUAAAUGGAAUCGUCUACGCACAAGACAACGUCUUUUUGCAGCAUUGCUUGCGCAUACUAGUGUGACAAUGGAUCUUGACACCGAUAAAGUGAAUGCUCCAGAGGAAGUGUGGACAGAAUUUUAUCUGAAAAAUAGAAAGGAGUAUAAGUCAAUACGAAAGGAAGGAUGUGAUCAUUUUCACAUUCUUAGUGAAAUUUUCGGCAGGACAACUGCAACUGGUGAUAUGCAUAGAGCUUCUACUCAAUUACUUCCCACAUCUGAUGAAGAGAGAGAGCUCGAAGAAGCAUUCAUUAACAUAGGUGUCAGCUCAUAUGUUGAAGUUGUCGAUGACGAGAAUGAGGACGUCGGAGGGGAACCUAACAAUCGGCGACAUCGUAGUACAGAAUCAACUGAGAGUCAUCGACGUAAAGAUCCUAAGCGUUCAAAAACUGAAAAAUAUGAUGCUUAUAUGGACAAGUGGAGUGAUACCUUGCAACACCUGAGUCAAGAAUCUAUUGCUAGGCAAAAAUACCUGGAUUUGAGGGCUGCUAAGUUAGAACGCGAACAAGAAAUUUCUUCCUCUACUGGAACGAGCGGGUUCAGUGAUCCUUACUCUAUAGACAUGUGCAUGCAGAUUUUAAAUCAGAUGGGUGACUUAUAUCUACUCAAGUUUACACAAAAGCUACAGAAGCUUUUGAUCAUGUCAAACUCUGAUGAUGAAUAUGAUGAAUUAGGCCCAGAUAUCAAUUUGCUUCUUAUUUUGAGUCAUGCAAAUGACUCAAAUUGUCUUAGAGCUAUCGAUGGAACUCACGUAUCGGCAUGGGCACCGACAUCAAUUCAAACAUCUUUUCGUGGUAGAAAGGUUAUUAUCACACAAAAUGUGAUGCUUGUAUGCGAUUUCAAUAUGCUUUUUACAUUUGUGUAUACGGGCUGGGAGGGGACAGCAAAUGAUUCAAGGGUGUUCAUAGACGCUUUGACUAGGCAUGAAAAUCAUUUUCCUAAACCUUGCGGUGAUCAAUUUUAUUUGGUUGAUUCUGGCUACCCAAAUAUGUCAGGGUUUCUUGCUUCGUAUCGAGGUCAACGGUAUCACUUGAGAGAUUAUCGACGGCAAGGUAGACCAAGGGGGAAGGAAGAGUUGUUCAAUUAUAGGCAUAGCACAUGUCGUAAUAUUAUUGAGCGAUGCAUUGGGGUGCUUAAGGCAAGAUUUCGAAUUUUAAAAGAUAUGCCAAACUAUCCAAUUACUAGCCAAAGAUUAAUUCCAUUUGCAUGUUGUGCGGUGCAUAAUUUCAUACGUCGGCAUCAUGCAAUGGAUAAUUUAUUUAUGGAGUAUUCAUCUGAAGAUAUGCUCAUGUCUGGAGUUGAAGAUAGUUUUGGUGAUCAAGAGCCGAUUCCAAUUGAUCCAAGCCAAACAGCUCAGAUGGGACACAUUCGUGAUGACAUUGCAAGCCAUAUGUGGAAUGAUUAUGUGGAGCAUCAUCCGUAA